AUCGAAUUAAUCCAUCCAUUCCAGGUCUCUCUCUCUCUCUCUCCGUCCAUCUCUUCUACACCGCCCUCAUCAGGAUUUUCCUUCCAUCUAUCUUGCGGUCUGCUUUCUUCCUUUCUUUCUUGUAAUUGAUUUCCUCAAUAUUUGGAUGGAAUCCGACUGGAAUUGCCUUCCUGUAUUGAAUUUCUCCUCGCACGUGGCCGAGGUUCCUAUCGUUUGUGCCUCCAGGGGUCCCGUGUGGCUCUCGCCCCAAUCGAACCGCGGGCCGCGUGUUGACAACUGCACCGCACGGUCUAUUGUCGACUUUGGCGCCGUAUAGCGCCCGAUCGAUUCUACAACUGCCAUAUAUACCUUCCACCCCCUUUCCUCCUAUCGUAUCUCGUUUCAAAUCAGCCGGUAAUUCGGGGGACAAAAGACAACAUCUCAUCCCCUGCGCCCUCCGGUCAACAUGGCGUCCCACGACUACUACAACACCGGGUACGGCAACAAUCCCCCGACUUACGAUCACACCGUCCCUCCGACUCAUACCUUCAACCGACCCUCACCUUCGCCAUCACCGGCUCCCUCUGCCGCCUACACGGGCUAUCCGGGUCCCGGCGGCCAUCUCUACUCGCCCACCACCGAUCACGAUCCCAAUCACCUCCGGUAUAGUCAGCAGUCCCUGGGCUCGGAAACAGGACAUGUCGUCGGAGGGAGACACAAUGAAGCGGACCAGUAUUCGGAGAACAUCCCCUUAAAAUCCCAGAACCAAUAUGCGAAUGACGGGUCGUCGCCGGAUUGGAUGAAACAACAGCCGACGCAGCGCCCGCCGGGGCCGGAGAUGGGGGAACCACCCGUCCGCGCGGGGCGGAAGCAGAAGAAAGGGUUCUUCAAGAAGAAGCUCCCCUGGGUCACGUAUACCUUGACCCUGAUUCAGAUUGUGGUGUUUAUCGUGGAGCUGGUGAAGUCAGCGCAACUAAGCGGAUCACCGAUCCAGACCAAGCCCCAGAUCAACCCCAUGAUCGGUCCAUCGUUAUGGCUCCAGGUCAACAUGGGCUCGCGCUUUACCCCCUGUAUGAAAAACGUCGACAAGCUACAAAACAGCCCCGAGGAGGUGCUCUUUCCCUGUCCGGGUGCUACCACGAACGAAUCCAAAUGCAAGCUGUCACAAGUGUGUGGCUUUAGUGGGGUCCCCAAUCCGGUGGGCAAUCAACCGCUGGACAGCCACCCCCAGCCCAAUCAGUGGUACCGGUUCAUCAUCCCCAUGUUUCUCCACAGCGGAUUUAUCCACAUCGGCUUCAACAUGGUGGUCCAGCUAACCAUGGGCGUCGACAUGGAGCGCAUGAUCGGAUGGUGGCGGUAUGGCCUCGUGUAUGUCGCCAGCGGCAUUUGGGGUUUCGUCCUGGGUGGGAACUAUGCGUCGCAGCUCGAAGCCUCCUGCGGAGCCUCGGGAGCCCUCUUCGGAAUCCUCGCGCUCUUCGUGUUGGAUCUUCUCUACUCGUGGAAUGAGCGGGUGUCACCUUGGGUUGAACUUAUCAUCAUGAUCCUAGGGAUUGCCGUCUCCUUCGUCCUAGGCCUGCUUCCUGGAUUGGACAACUUUUCCCAUAUUGGUGGCUUCAUCAUGGGUCUGGCCAUGGGCCUCUGUCUGAUGCGGUCGCCCAAUGCCCUUCGAGAACGCAUUGGUUUGGCGCGGAACCCCUACGUCGCGAUGAGCGGCGCGGCCGGGGCGGAGACCGAGGAGGACAAGGUCCAGCGUGGCCCCGGCUUCCUCGGCUUCCUCAAGGGUCGACAGGGGGCGAAUGCGUCCUCCGAGCCCUCGAAGGGUCCCUUGAACUUCUUUCGCGGCCGUAAGCCCUUCUGGUGGGCGUGGUGGCUGGUUCGCGCGGGUGCCUUGGUGGCGGUCAUCAUCGGCUUCAUCUACCUCAUCGUGAACUUUUACAAGUAUUACGAGACCACCUGCUCGUGGUGUUACCGACUGAGUUGUCUGCCGGUCAAUGGCUGGUGCAAGGAUCAACAGCGGGGAUUCGUCACGGAAAAGGAACCCAAAUAGGAUAGGACGGACUACCCAUGUUCUUAUAUUUCGCCCGCGCAUGCAGUCUGUGUCUCUUUGAUCAUUUCUUUUCUCUGCCCUUCUUUUCUGGGUUAUCUGUUUUUUUUCCCACCGAUGGGUCCUGGAAGGUUUCUAUUUAAGGGUGCCAUAUGCCCGGGGAUUGUUUGCCGGCGUUUUGGGAAGGAAGCGACUCCAACGGCUAAAUUUUUGCGGAGAUUUUCAUGUGCAUCAUAACAAGAUUCCGG
Aspergillus candidus is the source of this 2271-nucleotide messenger RNA. RefSeq names its product rhomboid family membrane protein. Bases 446 to 2026 code for a protein of 526 amino acids. Gene Ontology annotation, biological process: proteolysis. The transcript is spliced from 3 exons. The record is from RefSeq and is a predicted model, not a curated record. NCBI's taxonomy places the organism in Eukaryota, Fungi, Ascomycota, Eurotiomycetes, Eurotiales, Aspergillaceae. Gene Ontology annotation, molecular function: serine-type endopeptidase activity. Gene Ontology annotation, cellular component: membrane.